Messenger RNA from Contarinia nasturtii (swede midge), 1318 nucleotides. Its product is annotated as UPF0046 protein C25E10.12. Bases 178 to 1089 code for a protein of 303 amino acids. The record is from RefSeq and is a predicted model, not a curated record. Gene Ontology annotation, molecular function: hydrolase activity. The transcript has 3 exons. NCBI's taxonomy places the organism in Eukaryota, Metazoa, Arthropoda, Insecta, Diptera, Cecidomyiidae.
UACUUCUGUUCUGUGUUCGCACUUGUAAAUAACAAAAACUCAAACAAGAGACGAAGAAAAACAGGCAACAAUUUAAAUAAACAAGCAACUAUAUACCGCAUUAUACAUAAAUUAAAUUUUGUACAUAAGUGAUUGGACGGUGGAAAUUUGAUUGAAAUCGGCUCAUUUAUAAAUCAAAUGACGCUGGAAGUAAACAAGUUAACAAAUGAUCCGACAGCAGCAUGGCGAGAAAUGGCCAAAACGCAACGUGUUAUCAAAAUUACAAUGAAACCGCCGAAUCCAGAAGUACCAAAUAAUAAAGUGCGUGUUGUUUGCAUGAGUGAUACACAUUCAUUGACGCCACACAUUAAAUUCGAUAUACCCGAUGGUGACAUUUUUAUACAUGCCGGUGAUUUUACAAAGUGUGGACGAAAAGAGGAAGUCAUUGAAUUUAAUACAUGGAUUGGACAAUUGCCACAUAAACAUAAGCUAGUGAUUGCGGGCAAUCAUGAGCUAAGUUUUGAUCAAACGUUUACACAUCCAUUUCAAAAUUUAUCGAGUGGAGCUGAUAAAGAUCGUCGCUUACAUACAGGUACAUCGAUCCUGGACGAAAUACCAACAUUGGGUAAUUCAAAAGAAAGUCUAACAGCAGCCGUACAAACCGAAAAUGUUCGACAGUAUUUGACCAAUUGUACGUAUCUACAAGAUGAAUUAAUUAAAAUUUAUGGAUUAAAUAUAUACGGAACGCCAUGGCAACCAGAAUUCUGUAAGUGGGCAUUUAAUGUUCCACGCGGUAAUGAUUGCUUAGAGAAAUGGAAUUUGAUACCAUCAAAUAUUGAUGUACUAAUUAGUCAUACACCACCGCUGGGCCAUGGUGAUCUAUGUUGUACCAAUGUUCGAGCUGGUUGUGUUGAAUUGCUGGCAACAGUGCAACAACGUGUCAAACCAAAAUAUCAUAUUUUUGGCCAUGUUCAUGAAGGCUACGGCAUUACCUCCGAUGGAAAAAUAAUUUUUAUAAACGCAUCUACAUGCGACAUCAAUUACUUGCCACACAAUCAUCCCAUUGUAUUCGAUAUUACGCUACCGCCCGGUGUUAGCAAAGAUGAUUAAUGCAUCAUUUAUCGCUUCUGCUUUUGAUUCAGACCAAAAUCGAAUCCUCACUAUUAUAAUACCGCCGAGAGUCUUUAGUUUGAGUUUAAAGUUCUUUUUUUUAAAUAGACUUGAAAAAACAGUCUAAGUGAUUCGCUCAAUAUGUUAUAUUUGUAUUUUAUAGUAUGUUUCUUCUGUAUUUUAAAUUGAUGUAACGCUUUCAAUUUAAAUAACGAAAAAAAGACAGAAU